CGGCACAUGGCUCUCUAGUUCUCGCCAUCUGCACUUACCUCUAUUCAACGAGGUCUUGGGAUACCCAAGCUAGCUUUUCAUACAUAAACUUGCUCGCCUACCUCUCUUUCAUAGGAGCUACUAAACGCAUAAGCAAUACCCUGCUCUGACGUGCCAUGUCCGCCCCACACCCUACGUUCUACCUCUGCAUCGAUUGCGGCGGAACCAAGACUGCUGCCGCCCUCGCCAACCCCAGUGGGGAAAUCGUCGCUCGAGCUCUAGGUGGACCGUCCAAUUUCGCCUAUGUUGGCCUCGACGCUUUUCUCAUCGCCAUCUCCACCGCCGUCAACACCGCACUCUCCCACGCCCUCCCCCAUCUUUCAACUACAACGACGACGACCUCUUCUGCACCAUCCGGAGGCCUGAUAGGUGCGGGUACUUAUACCAUCGCCGCAGCAUGGCUCGGCGUCUCAGGAGUCGACUCCCCCGCCAGUAUCGCCCAACUCACGCCAGCCAUCUCAAAGCUCCUGAACAUCCCUGCCGGCCCUCGUCUCGCUAUAACGAAUGACGUUCAACUACUCGCGGCACCGCUAGCCACCCUUCCCGAUGUCCAUAGUGCCGUCGCAGUCAUCGGCGGCACUGGCAGCAUCAUCGUCAGCUUUCGCGAAUCCUCCAAGCUCACCGCCGUCGAUCUGUCAGAGUCCCAGUCUGGUAGUGGAGAGCCCUUACAAGAAAUAGCUCGCGUCGGAGGAUGGGGUUGGAUCCUCGGUGAUGCAGGUGGAGGGUUCGACGUCGGACGUACCGCGAUCCAAUACCUCUUGAAAGAGCGAGACGAACAAUCCGCCGGUCUACACCCCAUCCCUUCCACCCCCGGACCUCUUCUCUCGAGCGUAUUGCAGCGGUUCAAGAUCAACGAUCUGCUGGAGAUAUUGGGAGCGGUGCAUGUUGCGGACCCCGUGUCUGUUGCGCCGGAUGGCGGAGAGGCAGAGUACGAUUAUACGGCCUAUCCGAGAGAGAAGAGGUUAUCCGCCCUCUCGCCGCUUGUGUUCAAAGCGGCGUACGAGGACGGAGAUCCGUUGGCGAUGGAGAUAUUGAAGGAUUGUGCGGGGAAGUUGGCCGCUCAGAUCGACACGGUGUUGAGUCGUCCGGAUGCUACUGAACCAGAGGCUCGUCGCGUGCCCGCGUCCACAUCCGUCGUCAGUUUCGGAGGAUCCUUGGUCUCGCUGGAGUCUUACCGCACACUAGUCCUCGACCAGCUGAAGGAAGUGGGCCACGUGUUCAGACACGUCGAGGUCGUCAACGAUCCAUCCUCUGCUGGUGUGAAAGGUCUCGUUGCGACAUGGGAGAAAGCGUGAGGGGAAAAAGUCGGGUGUGCAAUGUACUGUGCUUUAUCUGUUGUAAUCUUCAUAGAGUACGUUAUUGGGGGAUUGAUUGGGUACAUGAAAGGAAAAUGC
This is a messenger RNA of Stereum hirsutum FP-91666 SS1, 1433 nucleotides long. RefSeq lists its product as uncharacterized. Bases 156 to 1334 code for a protein of 392 amino acids. The record is from RefSeq and is a predicted model, not a curated record. The transcript is spliced from 2 exons. Lineage: Eukaryota; Fungi; Basidiomycota; Agaricomycetes; Russulales; Stereaceae.